Messenger RNA from Phascolarctos cinereus (koala), 2402 nucleotides. RefSeq names its product olfactomedin like 2A (gene OLFML2A). Gene Ontology annotation, biological process: signal transduction. NCBI's taxonomy places the organism in Eukaryota, Metazoa, Chordata, Mammalia, Diprotodontia, Phascolarctidae. The record is from RefSeq and is a predicted model, not a curated record.
GGGCGGUCAGAAAGAGCGGCGGGAGCUUCAGGGACCUAACUGCGAGCUGAGCCCAGCCCAGCGGCUCGUCCCUCUUGUCCAGCCUGUCCAGCCCCAGCCAUGGCCCGACGCGGACUGCUCUGGUUGCCACUGGUGCUCUACGUCGCCUCAGUGAGGGCCAACAGCAAGGUAUUCGGUGAUACAGAACAGGUUCAGAUGACGUCUGAGGGCUCUGACUGCCGCUGCAAGUGCAUCCUGAGACCCCUGAGCAAAGACGCCUGCAGCCGAGUCCGAAGUGGGAGUAUGAGAGUGGAGGACUUCUACACAGUGGAAACUGUGAGCUCUGGGGCUGAUUGCCGCUGCUCCUGUACCGCACCCCCUUCCUCUCUCAACCCCUGCGAGAAUGAAUGGAAGAUGGAAAAGAUCAAGAAACAAGCACCUGAACUCUUCAAGCUCCAGUCCAUGGUCGACCUCCUGGAAGGGACAUUAUACAGUAUGGACCUGAUGAAAGUCCACGCCUACAUCAACAAAGUGGCCUCUCAGAUGAAUGCCCUGGAAGAGACCAUUAAGACAAACCUUAGCCGGGAGAAUGAUUUCAUGAAAGAAAGCGUGGCCCACCUGACCCACCAGAUGAAGCGUUAUGAGAACUACUCAGACAUCAUGAUGAGUAUUAAGAAGGAGAUUUCCAGCCUGGGCUACCAGUUGCUACAGAAGGAUGCAGCUGCUGGUCCUGAGAGCAAAGCCCAGGAAACAGCUGGUGGAAAAGGCAGAGAAGCCAGCAAAUAUUCUGGAGUCAAGAAAAACUUUGGGGACAAGGCUGUCCCAAGGCCUCCCAAAGACAAGCUUCUGAAGGUGGAGAAAGUGAGGAAAGACACCGUGAAGGGCAAAGCCCUGCAGGCCACAGCUAGGCCCCGGGUCCUCCCACACCAGCAAGCAGUGAUCCGAGGCAUCACCUACUACAAAUCCACAAAGCAGGAAGACGUGGAGAAUGCAGCUGAAAACACCCUCAAGGGAGUAACAGGGCUGGAGCAGCAAGAAACCAAGCUAGAAGGAAGGCACCUGGAACCCAACUCUGAUGAGCAGGAGGAAGUGGGAGCUACAGAUGAAGGAGGCCCCACCCCUGGCCCUCCUGCAAGCACUACCCCUCUUCCCACCACCAUGGUUCCCACUACCACCACCACUACUACCAACAACCCUCUGGUCACCAUACUGUCCAUUGGAUACAAUGCUGCAGGCCCCAAUGGGUCAGAAAGUCCUAACCAAGUCAAAGAAGUGGGGUGUGAAGGCACCAUCAAGUCUGUUGAUCCUCCUGUGAAGCAGCACAGCUAUGGACGGAAUGAGGGAGCUUGGAUGAAGGACCCUACAGCCCGAGAUGACAAGAUCUACGUCACCAACUACUACUAUGGGAAUAGUCUGGUGGAGUUCCGUAACCUGGACAAUUUCCAACAAGGCCGCUGGAGUAACAUGUAUAAACUUCCGUAUAACUGGAUUGGGACGGGCCAUGUGGUGUUCCAGGGCGCUUUCUAUUACAACCGUGCCUUCACCAAAAAUAUCAUCAAAUAUGAUCUCCGGCAGCGCUAUGUGGCAGCCUGGACCCUGCUCCCAGAUGUGGUGUAUGAGGACACUACCCCAUGGAAGUGGCGAGGCCACUCUGACAUUGACUUUGCCGUGGAUGAGAGUGGGCUAUGGGUCAUUUACCCGUCAGUGGAUGAGGGUGGCUUCUCCCAGCAGGAGGUGAUUGUGCUGAGCCGGCUGGACCCUGGUGACCUGUCUGUGAGGCGGGAGACCACCUGGAAAACCCGCCUGAGGCGCAACUCCUACGGGAAUUGCUUUCUAGUCUGUGGGAUCCUGUACGCAGUGGAUGUCUACAAUCAGAGGGAGGGGCAGAUCUCCUAUGCCUUCGACACUCACACCAACACUGAUGCCUACCCCAAGCUGCCUUUCCUCAAUGAGCACUCCUUCACCACCCAGAUCGACUACAAUCCCAAGGAGAGGGUCCUCUAUGCCUGGGACAAUGGCCACCAGGUUACCUACACCCUCCAUUUUGUGGUCUGAGGGAAGCAGGGGUCCUCUCUCCCACCACAGUGGGAAGCACUUUUUGGCCACCACCACCCCCCAGGCAUAAAGAAAGAGGCCACAGGUGAACAGUGCUCCCCUCUGAGAUUACUCAUGAUAGCCCCCAUGCUCACAGAGCAGGGGUGUAUUGGAACAUUUCUGGGGCGGCCCAGACUGGAGUGGUGUUACUGGAGGCAGGGAGAGAGAGACAGAGCAGAGAGAGGGGCAUACUUUAUAGAAGGCUUGGAAUAGGCUUCACCUAUCCCUAAAAGCUUUCUCAAGCUAGACCCCCAUCCUCUCUCUGUCCUUUCCUCUUUCUCCCUUCUAUGGUCUCUUCAUUCUUGAAAUAAAAUUCAGUUGCCCUUGUG